Molecule: messenger RNA, 1154 nt
Organism: Funneliformis geosporum
Lineage: Eukaryota; Fungi; Glomeromycota; Glomeromycetes; Glomerales; Glomeraceae
Source: the annotation of a GenBank genome assembly
AUGAUAUUUGAUACCAACGCUCCAUUAUUUCUUUAUCGAGCCUCGACUAACAACAAUACUUGCUAUCAAGAUACCGGUGAAGUUGAAUCUUCGCUCCAAUGGUAUCAUGUAGGAAUAGCUUCAAUGUUUAUACUUAUCAACGGCGUAAUUUCUAUAUGGCUUGGUUUGCAUUUAGAAGCUUCUUUAUUUGUCAGCUCGGUUCGCUGUGUUGUACAGCUGACCUUAAUGGGUUUAGUACUUGAGGAUGUUUUCAAGGCAGAGAAUCCUUUUAUUGUUCUAGCAAUGAUAUUUAUUCUUGUUUUUCUCGGCGCCAAUGAGAUCGUACUUAACAAGAGCAAGAGGAGGCAUUCUGGAAUGUUCAUAUCCGUCCUUCUUUCACUGGGACUAAGUACUAUGGUAGUUGGUAUCAUUGGUUCGCGCUACGCUUUGAAUCAAGAAGAAUUUUGGGAUCCGCAAAUAUUUAUUCCAACAAUGGGUAUGCUUCUUGGGAAUGGUAUGUCCGCAAUAGCUGUUGGUACGUCUUAUGCUCUUAAUCAAUUCAGUGAACAAAAAGAAAAGCUAGAAAUGUACUUGUCAUUUGGUGCUUCUCGGUGGGAAGCUGGUCGUCCAGUUGCAGUCGAGGCGAUAAGAUUAGCCAUGUUGCCUACAAUCAAUUCAAUGAGUAUUAUCGGAUUGAUUUCUAUUCCAGGUAUGAUGACUGGUCAAAUUAUUGGUGGUGCACCUAUAAUGGUCGCAGUUAAAUAUCAACAGAUUAUCAUGUUCAUGAUAUCUGCGUCUACAGCAUUAGGCGUAUUAUCUUCAAUAGUUUAUUUCUUAAAAAUUACUCUCGCUUUUCGUAAGAGCGUUUCCCCAUCUCACUUCGUUGACCAUCGAGUACCACCUCUUCAGUUGCUGAAACUUACGCUUAAGAACUCGAGAUUUGAUUUACUUCAAUCAGGAAAAGCAAAUUUAGAGAAAAAUGGAAACGUAAAGGGAAAAGAGGAAACGGUAGUAGAAGAGACUGGCAAUAAAAUUAAGAAGACACCCCUGCCUUCUUCCCGCACCUUUCUCGUUAAUUCUUCCCCCUAUUUGACUAAGUUUGCAAGAGACACUGCAGAACGUCUUCCGACUGCAUUGGCAUAUUAUUUUAUUGGAGGGGACAAUAUGUAUUCUUG